AUGACUUCGAUCAUUGUUCCCAAGCUGCAAGUUCACACGACAUCGUCGACCAGCGCCAAGACGUUUGUCUUUCACGAUGAAGACCACACAGUCGGCAACGCCGUGCGUUACAUGCUCAUGCGCAACCCUGACGUGAACUUUGCCGGGUACACGAUUCCGCAUCCGUCGGAGCCCAAGAUGCAUGUGCGUGUCCAGACUGUACCAUCCAAAUCGGCAAACCAAUCGAUGCGAACUGCAUUGACCGACUUGAAGGCUGUGUCGGUGCACGUGGACAAGGCAUUUGCGAAGGAGCUCAAGUCGUUCAAGAAGAAGCAUGGCAAGCAACCAUAA
Molecule: messenger RNA, 330 nt
Organism: Aphanomyces astaci
Lineage: Eukaryota; Oomycota; Saprolegniomycetes; Saprolegniales; Verrucalvaceae
Exons: 3
Coding region: 1-330 (109 amino acids)
Biological process (GO): DNA-templated transcription
Cellular component (GO): RNA polymerase III complex; RNA polymerase I complex
Molecular function (GO): protein dimerization activity; DNA binding; DNA-directed RNA polymerase activity
Source: RefSeq, a predicted model, not a curated record